CUUUCCCCGAUCGCUUCGAUACGACAGCAAGGUAGGGUUCUUCGCUCGAUAUGAUUCCCCCGGUACCUGGUCUUGGUAGUAGCAUCAGUCUGUAUGAGUUGAGAGGAUGAAUUUCAUUCUCUUAGCUCAGAAGGAAAUGCUCUUAGUCCCACUUCCCGGUCGGAAAGCACAGGCAUUGAUUGAUAGAUCGAAUGCAAACUAAAACUCGAACUGGUGGAAGGGUUGACAUGUCCGCAGCUACUGCUAUCGAAUUCUCCCCUCUCCUUAGGAUAAGGUCUAGCCGAUGUGGGACUGAUCACUUUCCUGGAUUGGAUUCCUUGCUUCCAUCCCUGAAUGGAACUAGCACGGGAUGGUACUUGCUCAACUUCCCACCGUCAAAAGGCUCGUUGAGACGUGAAGUACAACCAGUAGACGAGAACGAGGGCUCAUCACCAUCCUUCCUUGCUCCAUCUUUAUCCCCCACGAUCUGUCCUCUCAGCACGGAAAAACUUUGCUAUUGGUCUGAGGACGUUGGUUCGAAGGUCGAAGAACUAAAGGAAGUAGACUGUAGCGGAAGUGACCUUACCUGGGUGUACUCAACCAGUCAAGCUGGGGAUAUGCCGACAAGAGAUGAAAUGGCAAAGAAACGAUUCUGCACUUUCACACUGAAGAAGCUUGCCGGGAUUGGAUCAAAGAAAGGUAGGUCGAGCUCUCACUCAGCUCUCAGGCUGUUCCCCACCAAACAGGGUUCCUCCGCAGCAAAGAUGGUAUGGUCGGUCGGCUUGCGCUCUUACUUGGAAGUGGUCUCAGUAGCGAAGUCAAUAAAGAGGGCACCUUGUGGGGAAUCAUUCGAUGUCGGAAUUAUGUUAUAUAAAGAUCCCACUACAGCCAUUCCAGACAUCAGCUUAGGCGCGAGUAACAGACCCCUAUGGGGAAAGAUUCCUAAAAAAAGUCUUUCGGUCGGCUUCGGUACCUAUUGAUGAGGAGAAGCCUCCAUUCUCAAGCUAUGCCGGUUCUAUUUCUAGAUCCUAGAAACAAGGGAUUCUUUCUCUUUGGUCUUCGGUUCAGAACAAGAAUCCAGUCCUGCAGGAGGUGCUUUCAGAGGAGACUUCUCCCGGAUCAGCAUCUGAGCUGAGUCAGUGUCAUACUAUUCAUGAUCAAUUCAACCGGGAAGAUACCUACAUAGUUAACCUUAAAUUAAAAAGGGCUAUAGGCGUUCGAUAUGCCCAAAGAACUUGAAUUUCUGAAAUCGUCCAAGUUCGCGUUUUCCCCGUAAUUUGAGAUGAAACCCGAAAUCCAUUCGGAGAAGUCAAUUUCAAUCUUUCCACUUUUCAUUUUCCCGGGAUUUUCGGCAGCAUCCCAGAUCCGCUAGGGCUUUCACCCAAUGGGUUUGGAUGUUGGUGGGGGAGCUGAUCUCUGUUCUGGAUGGUAGGUUCUUUCUUCGAAGUGCUACACACCACUGCCCGGGGCUUUCUCUCCCUGCUCUCAUUGCCCCAUAUUUGUAAAGUAAAGUGCCAUUCUUUAC
Molecule: messenger RNA, 1504 nt
Organism: Rubroshorea leprosula
Lineage: Eukaryota; Viridiplantae; Streptophyta; Magnoliopsida; Malvales; Dipterocarpaceae
Source: the annotation of a GenBank genome assembly